AUGCAGUUAGCCCUGAGUGUCAGUUUGUGCGCGUGCGAGAUGCAGUUGAUGCGCGGGCGUCCGCAGCGCGGAUCACACGCGUAUCUCUGCGGAGGAAGAGCGUCCGCUCUGUGGAUCUGGGCCUUCUCCCCUCCCUCUGGACCCUCUCCCCUCCCUCUGGACCCUCUCCCAUCCCACAGGACCCUCUCCCCUCCCUCUGGACCCUCUCCCAUCCCACAGGACCCUCUCCCCUCCCUCUGGAUCCUCUCCCCUCCCUCUGGACCCUCUCCCAUCCCACAGGACUCUCUCCCCUCCCUCUGGACCCUCUCCCCUCCCUCUGGACCCUCUCCCCUCCCUCUGGAUCCUCUCCCCUCCCUCUGGAUCCUCUCCCAUCCCACAGCACUCUCUCCCCUCCCUCUGGACCCUCUCCCCUCCCACAGCACCCUCUCCCAUCCCACAGGACCCUCUCCCCUCCCUCUGGACCCUCUCCCAUCCCACAGGACUCUCUCCCCUCCCUCUGGACCCUCUCCCCUCCCUCUGGACCCUCUCCCAUCCCACAGGACCCUCUCCCCUCCCUCUGGACCCUCUCCCAUCCCACAGGACUCUCUCCCCUCCCUCUGGACCCUCUCCCAUCCCACAGGACUCUCUCCCCUCCCUCUGGACCCUCUCCCCUCCCUCUGGACCCUCUCCCAUCCCACAGGACUCUCUCCCCUCCCUCUGGACCCUCUCCUAGGGCAGCACGGACCCUCUCCCCUCCCUCUGGACCCUCUCCCCUCCAUUACUGCCCAGAGUCCACGAAUCCACCGCCUCAGCACACUCAGCACAUUCCAGCUCCGCCUCGACAUGUCGCUCUACAGCUUUGGACUGGAGCCGCUGUCUGUGCACGCCUGGAACAAGGAGCGCACACAAAUCGCAGUGAGUCCCAACGACAACUCUGUCCUCAUCUAUGAGAAGAAGGGCAAGGAGUGGGUGAAGCUGCACGAGCUGACGGAGCACAGCGGCCGCAUCACUGGGAUCGACUGGGCCCCAGAGUCCAACCGCAUCGCCACAUGUGCCGCGGACCGGAACGCCUACGUGUGGACCCUGCGCGAGGGUCAGUGGAAGCCCACCCUGGUGCUGGUGCGCAUCAACCGGGCGGCCACCUGCGUCAAGUGGUCCCCCAAGGAGAACAAGUUUGCCCUGGGCUCCGGGGCCCGCCUCAUCUCCAUCUGCUACUUUGAAGAGGAGAAUGACUGGUGGCUCAGUAAACACAUUAAGAAGGAAAUCCGCUCCACGGUGCUCAGUCUGGACUGGCACCCCAACAACAUCCUUCUGGCAGCCGGCUCCGCAGACCUCCACUGCAGGGUAUUUUCCACCUACAUCAAGGACAUUGAGGAGAAGCCGGGGCCCACAGCUUGGGGAGUGAAGAUGCCGUUUGGGGAGGUUCUGCUGGAGCAUAAAGACUGUGGAGGAUGGGUGCACAGUGUGGCCUUCAGCCCCAGUGGAGACCAGCUGGUCUGGGUCUCUCACAACAGCAGCAUGGCCGUGGCCGACGCCUCCAAGGACAAGGAGGUGACCACGCUGACCACGGAGAGCCUGCCCCUGCUGAGUGUGCUCUACGCCAGCCCCACCCACAUUGUUGCCGCGGGCCAUGACUGCUGUCCGUACCAGUACUCGUACCAGGGGCCGGGAGAUCUGACCUUUGUCAAGAAGCUGGACGUGCCCAAGCAGAGCUCCAAGAGCACGGUGUCGGCCAUGCAGCACUUCAAGAACCUGGACAAGAAAGCCACGGAGGAGGACAUCGGUGAACUGGGCACGCUGCACCAGAACAGCAUCAUGCAGCUGUGUGUGGUGUCGGCUUCAGGGGACAGCGUGAGCUCGUUCAGCAGUGUGUCUCUGGAUGGAGCCAUGGGGAUCUGGAAACUGCAGCAGUGA
This is a messenger RNA of Knipowitschia caucasica, 1893 nucleotides long. The record is from the annotation of a GenBank genome assembly. Lineage: Eukaryota; Metazoa; Chordata; Actinopteri; Gobiiformes; Gobiidae.